Molecule: messenger RNA, 1205 nt
Organism: Cavia porcellus (domestic guinea pig)
Lineage: Eukaryota; Metazoa; Chordata; Mammalia; Rodentia; Caviidae
Product: protein LEG1 homolog
Exons: 6
Coding region: 40-636 (198 amino acids)
Source: RefSeq, a predicted model, not a curated record
UCCAGUGACACUGAGGCUUAGGCACCACACAGCGAGAGGAUGUGGACCAUGCUGGGCAUCUCCAAUUUUCUCUUCCUGAGCUGUUUUUCUGUAGGAUUUGCCCAAAAUCCAGGGACAGCCCCAGUUGUUAAUGAGGGGUACCCUCCUUUUUGGGACCAGAUUAAUGGGGAUAUAGCAGAGUAUCCAGUAAAGAAUGGGAAAAGUGUCAUCAAUGUCUGGAACUACCUAGAUCGGCUGAAAAUGUAUAAGAUCCUGAUUACAGAAACCAACAAGUAUUUUGUUCAGUUUGGAAAAAACAAUACAGGAAAUGUACUAUGGGCUCUCGCCUUAUAUUAUGGAAAGCUGUAUGAGACAGCUCGAUUUUCAGAGCCUACCAACACUUUCGUCUGUGCUUAUGAGGCUGGAUCUCCAGGCUGCAUUUCCAUCAACAGUGGCUGGGGAGGCAUGAACUUCUAUGUGGUUACUAUGAAUUUCUUGGGUGCAGUUGAAGCUGGGCUUUUCAAGGAUGCACCACAUGAGGUAGAACUAGUGGCUCCAGCAGCACAUAGAUCUGAUUUCUGUUAUUCUAUUGAAGAGUGCCGUGCAUUAUAUGGACAAGCUAUGGAUGUAGCCACAAGGUUUUACCAGAUGACAUGACUUUUCCUGCAAUACUUACUGUCCAGGAAGCCGUCUUCCUUUCUCAGUGAUGUCCCUGUGUACGACACAGAUGAAGACACAGCAAUCACUUACAUGUGGGAAGCUCAUCAAGCAGCCCUUGAUGUUUCAACACCAAAAUUGAGUUACACAUGGCAGUAUUCUUCUAAAGCUGAAAGAGACUUUGCCAACGAUUUCCUGACUGCCAUACAGUUUUGCGAGGCGGCCGUAUACCGUCCAUACUUUAAAAGUGCAUCUGAGUUUCUUGUGGGUUACCCACACCGGCUGCUCACAGACCAGGAGAACCCCAUUAUGGCAGAGGACUUCAGCGCACGGGAAAGGGCACAACUGUCUACAGUAAAACUCAUCUCCAACAUGAAUAAAGUCACAGGAGGUGAGUUUUUAACAGUUUGGAAGAAGGCCAUGAACACUUCCAAAGUAUCUCAGGCCAUGGCCCGGAUGUUUAUCAAUGGGGUACUCUUAAUACCGAUUUCUCCAUAGCCUAUGUCUUGGCAUUAUAGGGCACUCAACUUAAUUCCAUAAUAAAGAGAAAUUAAAUGUCAUAAAUACUA